This is a messenger RNA of Punctularia strigosozonata HHB-11173 SS5, 1928 nucleotides long. RefSeq lists its product as uncharacterized. The record is from RefSeq and is a predicted model, not a curated record. The coding region runs from base 1 to 1746 and encodes 581 amino acids. NCBI's taxonomy places the organism in Eukaryota, Fungi, Basidiomycota, Agaricomycetes, Corticiales, Punctulariaceae. The transcript is spliced from 3 exons.
AUGGAAACGAUACACCUCGAAGACCUCACGAAAACGGUUCCGGGCUCCAGACGUAUGAUCUCGCUCGAAGACGCAAAGCCCACGCCGGACGGUGCGGCCGUCGUAGCGUCCAGCACCCCCUUUGUUCCCCCGCCCACGAUCUCGACAAUGGCGCCAGAUGCGCGUGUUACUUCUACAUCUACGUACAGACGCAAACCGCGCGUGACGUACCGCUCGCCCUCGGCGACGUACCAGCCCGGCCCGCGCGUCGAAGGCCAGCUCCCGCCCAACUUCGGCUACCCGCCGCCCCGCCGACCUCGCUCGCCGCCGCGACCGCUCUACCCCACCUCCUUGCCCUCCGACGCUACAUCGUCCGCUUCCGGCAGCAACAGCACGGGCUCGACCAAGCUGCCCUUCGCCGAGCUCCGGGCCACGAUCGCGUCCGAGGCGGCGAAGGGCGGCGACAGGUACCGCAAAGUGCUCCACGCUCGCGCGCAGACGUCCGCCGCGCGCGCGCACUCGCUGUACCACCCCGCGGGCCGCCUCGCGCUCUCGCUCCCGCCUCUGGAGCCCGCGUCGCUCGCGGGCGCUGCGGACUACUCGACGCUGUACCGCCAGCUCCCGCCGCCGGCCGUCGUGAAUGUAGAAGCCCCGCCAUCCAGCAACGGGAACGGGAGUCGCGAGCGCCCGCAGCGCGCGCGCCAGCCGGCGGCGAAGCUGAGGGAGGAGGAGAGGAUUGCGGUGCAAGGGGCGCUGGCGCUCGCGGCCGGGCGCGGCGCCGACGUAGGGGACGAGGGCGAAGUGGAAGAGGGCGGGGUGAGGGAGCGCAGCCCGAAGAAGAGGCGGGCGGCGGGAGGGGUGGGCACGGCGAAGAGGAGGAGGGUGGCGAGGGAGCGCGAGGAGGAGGAGGGAGAGGGGUAUGCGGCUCCGCCGAAACGCACGCCGAGGGCGCGUAGGAGGGAGGCGCCGGUGGAGGAAGAGGAAGAGGAGGAGGCUGGUGAGGAGGGUGCGGGUGCGGGUGCGGGUGGGGAGGAGGGACAGGGCGAGCAGGAUGCGGAUGUGUUGCCUGGCAAGCCGGCAAGGAGGGGCGCGGCGAAGAGUGCCAGGCCGCGCGCGAGGAGGGCGCCUGCGAGUGCGACGAGGAGGAGGGAGCCGAGUCCGGUACUGAGCGAGGCAGCGACGGAAACGAGCUCGAUUCUGAAUGUGCAAGCGCAGCCGGGCGCGGAGCCGGCGAAGAGGCGGACCGCGGCACGGAAGAGCGCGGGUGGUCGGAGGGCACGCGCUAGUAGGGUCAAGGUGGAUCAGGAGGCCGAGGUGCAGGCCGAAGUGGAAGGUGAUCCCGAUGCCGAGGCCGCAGGAGAGGAGAAGUCCGGAGGUGCCGAGUCCGCGUCUGCGUCUGCGGAAGGCGUGGAGGAGGAGACGACUGCGAUGCAGGUCGAUGUGGACGCGGACCCUGCUCAAAUGCCUGUCGAGCCGGAUGUGGACGCCCGACCGGAAGCGGGCGUCGUUCAAGAAUCGGCGCUGGUGGAGCCUGAAUCGGGCCCGGGGGACCCGCCGCCGCCGCCGCCGCCGCCGCCGCCGCCGCCUGCGAAUGACACUGCACCAGUUCAAGACCCGGCGGAGGAGAGUGCGGCCCAGACGGAAGAGCUGGCGAUGGCCAUCGACCCCGCACUCAUGGCCGAGUCGGCUGCUGCUAUCGCGCUGGGCACGCAGGUGCACGUUCCGGCCGACGAGCAUCGUCAAGGCGUAGUUGCCCCGGUUGCUUGAACUCAAAGCAGCGUCUGCUCUGUGCAUUAUAUCGUCAUAUCUCACCCCCGAUUAAGGCGGUUGUUUGAUUUUAACAUACUGUGCGUUUCCGGUGUGUACCUCUCCAUUACGAUCAAUAUCACGGUUUCUUGUCAUAGUAAUUUUAGUUCCGGCGCAGAGCAUGCAAAGGACAUAUGAACGUU